Rhagoletis zephyria (snowberry fruit fly) is the source of this 987-nucleotide messenger RNA. RefSeq names its product phosphoglycolate phosphatase 1B, chloroplastic-like. Gene Ontology annotation, cellular component: cytoplasm. The record is from RefSeq and is a predicted model, not a curated record. Gene Ontology annotation, molecular function: phosphatase activity. NCBI's taxonomy places the organism in Eukaryota, Metazoa, Arthropoda, Insecta, Diptera, Tephritidae.
ACCACAGACAAGAAAUGUUCAAGAAUAACCCGAAACAUUUGCUGGAGCUAACAAAAACCGAUGCCGAAAAGUGGCUUAACAGCUUCGACACAAUACUCACGGAUUGCGAUGGCGUGCUUUGGCACGAAGGCAUCGCCAUAGAUGGUGUACCCGAAGCUAUCGCAUUGCUGAAGGCGCGCGGCAAACAAAUCUACUUUGUCACCAAUAACGGUAUUAAGACCCGCCGUGAUAUAUGGCAGACAGCGACUUCGAUCGGCUACGACAUACCCGAAACUCGCAUUAUUGCGCCUAUUCAUGCUAUUGUAGAGUAUCUGCAAGCGCGAAAUUUUCGCAAAAAAGUUUACAUCAUCGGCGCUGAAGCUAUAAGGCAGGAGCUAACAGAAGCGGGCAUAGAAAGUUUUGGUCCCGGUCCGGAUAUCCUACAAGGUAAAUUAAGUGACUACAUCGCCCAGCAAGUGGCCGCACAAUCGACUGAUGAGGUUGGCGCUGUCAUUGUGGGUUUCGAUGAGCACAUCACAUUUCCCAAAAUGUUGAAGGCCUCCAAUUUUCUGGGCUCAAAUGCAGCAUGUCUAUUCAUGACUACCAACACCGAUGCGGUACAUCGUUAUCCAGAAUUUCGUAUACCUGGUACGGGUGCGCUUUUGAGUGCCUUGGAAACGACGGUGGGACGUAAGGCGCUGCAGUUUGGUAAACCUAAUCCGGGGAUUUGCGAGGAGUUGAUUAAGUCAGGCAGAUUGGUGGCCGAGCGGACGCUCAUGAUUGGAGAUGUCUGCAAGGUUGACAUUUUAUUUGGCCACAAUUGCGGUUUCCAGACUUUAUUAGUUGGAACUGGUCAUAACAGUGCGUAUGAACUGGAUGAGGUGCUGCAAACUCCCGGUGAAAACCAACAUUAUUAUGUACCCGAUUUUUUCAUACCCUCAUUGGGAAAUUUAACAGAAUUAAUUUCCUAAUCUGCGUUUUUUUUGUGAAUAAAUUUUGAAGAAAUAU